AUGUUAUACGAAUUAAUUGCCAUUGUCCGACCGGGCAGUCUUAAGGAGGUGAAGGAAAUCGCCAAAAAUGCCGGUGUCCAAGUCCUCCGCUCAGGCGGCGUAGUCCGCGGCUACACAAACUGGGGAACCUUCACUCUCCCCAAACCCACCACAAAACAUCAAGCUCGAUACUCUGAAGGCUGGCACUUCAUCAUGCGCUUCGAUGCCUCAGGACCUGUGCAAUCCGCCGUCCGCCGAACAUUAUCCCUCGACCCUCGAAUGAUUCGAUUCUCAGUUGUCAAAGUCGGCGAUAAGCUGGAAGAGAUUAAUGAUGUGCCCGGUCAUGUUAAUUGGAAUCCUUCAAAGACGCUUGUUUCGGAUUCUAUUGGUAGUAGAGCAGGCCCUCGAUCGAGUGCGAGUGAGAGUUCUAGCUUUAAUGCGGCUAUUCGAUCGACGCCCGCAACUUAUUAA
Messenger RNA from Talaromyces marneffei, 450 nucleotides. RefSeq lists its product as uncharacterized. The transcript is spliced from 3 exons. Gene Ontology annotation, biological process: translation. Gene Ontology annotation, cellular component: mitochondrial small ribosomal subunit; ribosome. The record is from RefSeq and is a predicted model, not a curated record. Bases 1 to 450 code for a protein of 149 amino acids. Gene Ontology annotation, molecular function: structural constituent of ribosome; small ribosomal subunit rRNA binding. NCBI's taxonomy places the organism in Eukaryota, Fungi, Ascomycota, Eurotiomycetes, Eurotiales, Trichocomaceae.